Messenger RNA from Moneuplotes crassus, 1918 nucleotides. The record is from the annotation of a GenBank genome assembly. Lineage: Eukaryota; Ciliophora; Spirotrichea; Euplotida; Euplotidae.
AUGUUUACUAGAAGAGUCUUACAGUUCAAGAAGCCAGCUGUUAGUCUUGGUAGAACUUUCUCUACCAGAUCAACAUUUGCAAACAUCAGAGCAGGAGCUUUCAUGAGGUCAUCCAGAAGAGUUCUCCCAGCACUUGGAUUCUCCCUUGGAGCUUUCUACGGAAUGAAACAUUUGAAUUAUUCUUCAAAGUUUAGAUUCAGCACUCAGAUGGCUGAAGCUCAGGAGGAGUUCAAAGAGAUUGAAGUAACUGGUCAUGAAAAUCUUGGAGAAGGAGAAAUGAUGGCCUUCCAGGUUGGCCCUAAGGACGGAGACAAGAUCCUGAUUGCCAAGUACCAAGGAAAGAUAUAUGCUCUAUCAAACUUCUGCUCUCAUUUCGGAGUUCCUCUAGCUGGAUCCGUACUUUUAGAAGAUAAAGUUAUUUGUCCUGCUCAUAAUGCAGCAUUCAGCAUUGUUGAUGGAUACCCAGAGUAUGCUCCUGCAUUGAAUGGACUGCCAACAUAUGAGACAUAUGAGAAAGAUGGCAAACUCUUUGUCAAGCUGCCACCCAAUUACAAAGCUUCCAAACAGGUUGACAUGGCCACUAGAGAUGAAUCCAACAAAGCCAGAGUUGUUAUCGUUGGAGGAGGAGCUGCCGGACUCUCAGCAGCUGAAACACUCCGUCAGUCAGACUACACUGGUGAAAUCAUCAUUCUCUCUGAUGAAGACAAGACUGCCUAUGAUAGAACUCUUCUAAGCAAAGUCUUAGUUAAUGGAGAUGCUGACAAGUGGCUUCUCCGUAAGCAAGAUUUCUUUGACAAGUAUGGCAUCGAUUUCAGAACAAGCUCUAAAGUCAAGGGGGUUAAUGUUGAAAGCAACGAAGUGACUCUUGCAGACGGCACAACUGUGUCAUACGACAAGCUCUUGCUAGCAACUGGAGGACAUCCAAAGAGACCAAUUCUCCCAGGAAUAGAUCUCGAGGGGGUUUAUACAUUAAGGAAUGCCAGCGACCAAGAAAAGAUCAAGAGCCAUGUUAAGGAUGGACUUAAAGUGGUUAUUGCAGGAGCCAGCUUCAUUGGAUUUGAAGCUGCAGCUAGCUUUGCUUCCUCCAAGAUUGAAGGAGUCCAAGUCCAUGUCGUUGAUAUGGUCAACACUGCAUUCGAAGGAGCUCUUGGUAAAGAUGUUGGAGGAGUUCUCCAAAAGUUAGGUGAAGACAACGGAGUUAAAUUCCAUCUCUCUAAUGGAGUUAAAAAGAUUCACGGAGAAGGAGGAAAAGCAACCAAAGUUGAGCUAAACAAUGGAGAAAUCUUGGAUGCAGAUAUUGUCUUGUUUGGAACUGGUGUUCAACCAACCACACAAUACAUUCAGGAAGGUAUUGAAUUAGAUAGAGAUGGAAGUAUCAAAGUAAAUCCAUUCCUUCAAACGUCUGCUUCAAACGUCUAUGCUGCAGGAGAUAUUGCUAGCUAUCCAUACCAUGUGACUGGAGCAAGAGCUCGUGUUGAGCAUUGGAACCAUGCUUUGCAGCAAGGAGAAAUUGCUGCAUUCAAUAUCCUUGGCAAAGAUAUUCCCUAUGACGCAAUCCCAUUCUUCUGGACCAGAAAUUACAUGAAAUCCCUCCAAUAUGUUGGAUACACUAGAGAUUAUGAUGAUGUAUUUGUAGAUGGAAGUCUUGAAGAACAAAAAUUUGUUGCUUACUAUACCAAGGGAGAAAAGAUCCAAGCAGCCGCUGCUUUCAACAGAGGAGCUGAUAUCCAUAUCAUCAAAGAAGCCAUGAGACUCGGACUUCUUCCAAAGGCUAGUGAGAUCAAGGAUGGGUCUGUAACAGUUCAGGAUCUUAAGGCAAAGAUAUUGGCCAAGCCUGGAGCUUCAGCUUGUAGAAGAAAAUCAUGCUGCAGGAAUAAAAAAUCUUCAUAAGUACUCAACUUGAAUUAAUUUCAAUACU